GAAGAGUUCAAAUCGUUGGCAUACGUCUCGUUUGAGUUGAAAUAUAGACAAGUUCAGUUCGUAAGAUAAAAAGUAACGGAUUUAAAAAAUUUGAUUUGUUUCUCAUUGGCAUUUAAACAUAUUCUGCUGCUUUACAAUGGCUCUAGUUAUCUUAUUGGUUGAUCCCUUCAAUUUCCAAAGUGGACGUACUUUCCUUGAUUAUGAAACUAUGGAUGCAUGCAUUGAAGGUAUAUGCCGGAUGUAUGAACAACAUCUUGUACGUUUGUUUCCAACAACUGAAGUAUUCACUUACGAUCUGCGUGACCUUUUCAAAUUCAUGGAUGGUUUUCGAGAUUUUGCUGUUUUAUUACGCGUUGGGACUGACACCUUUUCUCCACAUAAUAAGGAAUGGAUUAAGGAUGAAAUCGUUGCCUAUAUGCGUCUCAAUGCUCAACCUACCGGUACAUCUGCCGUUAAAACUCCUAAAAAUGAAUGAAUGAUGAUCACUAGUGCCCAUCAAAAAUAUGCCUUCAGUUUUUUAUGUAAUUAUGUUCAAUUUCAA
Teleopsis dalmanni is the source of this 541-nucleotide messenger RNA. Its product is annotated as enhancer of rudimentary homolog. The transcript is spliced from 2 exons. The record is from RefSeq and is a predicted model, not a curated record. Lineage: Eukaryota; Metazoa; Arthropoda; Insecta; Diptera; Diopsidae. Bases 137 to 475 code for a protein of 112 amino acids.